Messenger RNA from Pseudophryne corroboree (corroboree frog), 587 nucleotides. Its product is annotated as large ribosomal subunit protein P2-like. Gene Ontology annotation, biological process: cytoplasmic translational elongation. The record is from RefSeq and is a predicted model, not a curated record. The transcript is spliced from 5 exons. Bases 111 to 449 code for a protein of 112 amino acids. NCBI's taxonomy places the organism in Eukaryota, Metazoa, Chordata, Amphibia, Anura, Myobatrachidae. Gene Ontology annotation, cellular component: cytosolic large ribosomal subunit; ribosome. Gene Ontology annotation, molecular function: structural constituent of ribosome.
UCUGUUAACCCAGAUUUUUUGCAUUGGAAACCCCGUGCUCUCUCUCUUUCCUCUCUCGGAGUAGAAGAACAGGAGCGUGCACAUCGUUUCGUGUCUGUUACAGACUUAAAAUGCGUUACAUGGCCGCUUACCUGCUUGCCACCCUUGGUGGUAACAGCAGCCCCUCAGCAAAGGAUAUAAAAAAGAUCCUGUCCAGCAUUGGUAUUAAUGCUGAUGACGAACGUCUACAAAAGGUGAUUUCUGAACUUGGUGGAAAAGAUCUUGAAGGUCUCAUCAAUUCUGGCCUUUCCAAACUGUGUUCUGUACCCUCUGGGGGAGCUGUGUCUGCUGCUCCUGCGUCUGCAUCUGCUCCAGCUGCUGGUGGAGCUGCCCCACCAGAAAAGAAAGAAGAAGUAAAAGAGGAAUCGGAAGAGUCUGAUGAAGACAUGGGAUUCGGGCUGUUUGACUAAUUACCUCUUGUUAUGACACAAUAAAGCAACUUUCCAUUAGACUGACUUGAAGCAUUGAAAUAAUUUAGAAUUGUGAAACUGUAUGGUCAGGGUGCCAGUUAACAACUACGGAAUGGACAUUAAAGUGAUUUCAACCAA